Messenger RNA from Melopsittacus undulatus (budgerigar), 4006 nucleotides. RefSeq names its product cofilin 2 (gene CFL2). Gene Ontology annotation, biological process: actin filament severing; actin filament fragmentation. Gene Ontology annotation, molecular function: actin filament binding. The record is from RefSeq and is a predicted model, not a curated record. Lineage: Eukaryota; Metazoa; Chordata; Aves; Psittaciformes; Psittaculidae. Bases 82 to 582 code for a protein of 166 amino acids. The transcript is spliced from 4 exons. Gene Ontology annotation, cellular component: actin cortical patch; actin cytoskeleton; cytoplasm.
CCGCCUCGCCCCCAGCGCAGCGCAGCGCUCUCCUGCGUGCAGCAGCCCCGCACCGCCGGCAGCCGCCGCCGCCCCAGCACCAUGGCUUCUGGAGUAACAGUGAAUGAUGAAGUCAUAAAGGUUUUUAAUGAUAUGAAAGUAAGGAAAUCUUCAACCCCAGAAGAGAUUAAGAAAAGAAAGAAAGCCGUUCUCUUCUGCUUAAGUGAUGACAAAAAACAAAUAAUUGUAGAGGAGGCAAAGCAGAUACUGGUUGGUGACAUUGGAGAUACGGUGGAGGACCCCUAUACAGCCUUUGUGAAGUUACUACCUUUGAAUGAUUGCCGAUAUGCAUUGUAUGAUGCCACAUAUGAGACAAAGGAAUCUAAGAAAGAAGACCUGGUAUUUAUAUUCUGGGCUCCUGAAAGCGCACCUUUAAAAAGCAAGAUGAUCUACGCAAGCUCUAAAGAUGCCAUUAAAAAGAAAUUUACAGGUAUUAAACAUGAGUGGCAAGUAAAUGGUUUGGAUGAUAUUAAGGACCGUUCAACACUUGGAGAGAAAUUGGGAGGCAACGUGGUAGUUUCACUUGAAGGAAAACCCUUAUAAAAAGACAAACAAGUGCCAUCUGGAUCUAAGGAGCUUCCAUUUCUGCAGCUCGUUCAAUUGGAAUAGUAUUAGUCUCCCCGUCCCCUUCCCUCCUCAAAAAAUAAGGCCCUUCCCUAAUGCCCCUGAAGGAGAUGUCAUUGUUAAGCAGUCUACCAGUGAUUGCCAUUAGACUGUUUAAUACUGGUAGUUUUAUGUAGGAUCCAAGGAAUGCUUUCACGUCAUACUCUUAGCCAAAACUGACGUCGCAGGCAUUCCUUGCAACAUGUACAAUGAAUGUGAUAGUUAAUGUAAAUAGUCUAGCAGACAGCAAAAGGUAAGCUAAUGGAAUGCCUUGAAAGUAUUGUCCACUGGUCGGAUGGUAGACUCUAUACAGUAUUACUUACAGUUGCACUUGAUUGCAGUUCCAUGAGGCUCUUGUGCAUUCAUACACCUCACCUGCCUUGACAAGCCUAUUUUUGUGACAUGGCAGCACACAACACUAUGCAUUUAAAGCACUUUUUUGUAAUAUGUUUGACCUGCCCCCCCAAAGGAAUGCCAAUUAAGUUGCUGUAACUGUGUCAUCAAAUUAUUGUAGUACCUCAGUUUCAUUCCUGUUACAUGCAUAUCUUUACAAAUGAAGUAGCUGUUACGAUGCCUUUUUGUUUUCCAUUGAAUGUACACUACUGAACAGGAGUAGAAGUUAUCUGUUUACCAUAUGAGUCUUGAAACACUAAAGUUUUGUAAAACAUCAGUCAUGGUGGCAAUUUCUGUAUUAAAAAGAGCCUUAAAUGGAACGUUGUUUUUUGAGAUCAAAAAUUGGCCACGUUGCAAUAAAACUUGUGGCUUAUUACAGAACGUUGCCUUGUUUUCAUUGGAAAAUAUACUUUUUAAGUAUGUUUAAUUUAAGCAUAUUUCAAAUAACUUCUGUGGAAAGUAUUGUGAAGGUAAACAGUCAUUAAUCUCUUCUUGAAUAAUGCAAAUUUUUCAUUCCUAAUCGUGAUUUAGGUACUGCUUUACAAUAUUUUGUGGCUCUGUUCUGAUCAUUUGAUAAAGGACUUGCUCCUAGUUUACCGUUAAAGAAGCUACCACUACCAGAGACCAUUUGUUCCAUGAAACACUUGUGUCAGACGCGUACGAAGUAAUUAACCACGCAGUGUGUUCCAUACCUGAGCGUUCUUAAAGUUCUACAUGUCAGAGUAAACCCUUGCAUGAAAUCUUGCAGCUCGCCAUCUUUCUUUGGGUAAGAUGAUUUGUAGCGUGAGUUGUACACAGAAUAUGAAGCCAGUAAAUAAUCUUUGGAGUUUUUUGAGUGUUGCAUUUAAGACGGACUUGGUACAAGAAACAGCCUAAAUGAACUGUUCUACUUGUUAGCUUCUGUGUAAAUAGAACUGGAAAGUGUUUGCCACUACUGAGGCUUGCAAUGGGGACAUGAUUUGGCUGGGAGCCAAAUAAUGCUCUCCUUAUAGAGAAUUUGAUCUGCUCUGUGUGAACAAUCCUCCGUUAGCCAGAGCUAUUUAUGGCAAACACAUGCUUUUGUAUCUUGUCAUCGUUAUCCACAAAUGGCAAAACUGGACAUGAUUCUCCUGGUAUGCAUGAAGGAGCGCUGUUAGGCAGCCACUGGCAGCUGAACUGUACAGGCUGCGAGAAGGAAUGCUUUUUAUCAUUACCUUAUUUUAAAAAGCUGGUAGAGUAGAACUGUGGAGCUUUUGAAUGCGGGACGUUUGCAUUCAGUCCAUCGCCCUUUUUCAGCAAGGAAGCAGAUAAUAAUAAAUACCUUUUUUGUAAUAGUUCAAACAAUAUGGUGGUACUGUGUUUAGUUUCUGUCGUCCUGUAGAACUUUAAGACUGCUUCAGGCUUCUGGCUGUCCCUAUGACUUGCACACCUCAUUGUGUUAGCUGUUCUAUGUAGACUAAAAUUUACUAGAAUUUAACUAAAAAGGCAUGAUGACCACUGACUUACUAAGUGUAUUAAUGAGUCUUGGUUUUCUACAGAACUCUCCUUUCAGGUACCUUUUAAGGUGGAGAAGUAACUGAUGGUAUGCAUGUUGUCUAGAAAAAACAAGUUUUUAUUCUUAGAAAUAGUCUAUUUCUGAUUAUUCACGUUGUGUGCAAAGCCCAGUUUAAUGUAAAGACCUACUUUGUGCUUUAUCUUUGACUUGAGUUCAGUAUCAUAAAAUGAUCUUUUAACUGAUUUUUUCACAAGGUAUGCUUUCUUUAAAAAAAAGCCAAACCGGAAAAUGUUGAUUUUUAAUAAACCGUUUGAAUUUCAUUUUAGACAGUAAACUUUUUUAAGCAGUACUGUGUUUAAAUUUAUUGUUUGUCUCUGCUGCAAACAGUCUGGAAAGAUGUCUGUGGCUUCCAAGUUGAAUAUUCAAGUUUAUUUUUUUUAAACUAGCUUAGGUGUAUAUUCACUCAGUCCAAGUAGAUAAAAAAUUGAAGCACAAACUGUAUUUAUGUAAGAUUCCUACCAAAACAAGUUGUGCAUUCAAACGGAUCAGCCUGCCUUCAGUUUGUUCUUGAAAUGACUGACUGACUGAUGUGAGGUCCAAUUCAGAUGGCUUGCUUUAAAAAAACCAACAAACCAACAAAAACCAAACCAAUAAAGUGCUACAGAACUGUUACUGUUUGAAUUGUGAAACAAAUGAGAGACAGCUGGCAUCUGUUCCAAAAUGGUUUGUCAGCUGUUGUUUUCUGUCAUUAUGCAAAAUGGUGAGGGCCUCAUUGUGAUAGAGAAGUGGAGGAAAGUCUUCUUGAGUAUCUUUUGUGUAUUUCCAUGUAGACGUGACUUUUGGGUAUCUUGGCUGCAGUUAUUGUAUUGAUAAAGAAAUAUUAGAUGAAACUUUCAUGAAGGUAGCUUGUGAGAAAAUGACAUUUUUCUUCUUAAAAUAUACUUUAAAACCAGCAGCUGUUUGUUUGAUUUGGUAAAUCCUGGAAGAGGUAUAGACAAACAGGUUUGAUUUCUCCAGAAAGGGAAAUCGGUCCAAGACCAGGUGAGUAGGUGAGGUUUAUGCUUGUGGCGAUUUUAGAAAUGAAAACCUUUAAAUUAAUAUGGACUCGAGCAUAAGAAUCACUCCCAGUCAGAUCAUUAAAUGGAUUUUGAGUGUGUUCAGUUAAAACCCAAAGUGUUUCUCUAAGUGGGAGAGUCUUUUUCUGUUGUACCAUUUCCUCAGAGCGAGUGGUGGAAUACAGCAGUUGCCACAGUUUGACAAUAAGCUUUACUCUUAUGCCAAUUCCAGUAUAAACCAAAUUUUCAUGUCUGCCUAUUUUUUAUAAACUUCUGUAAGUUCCCCUUAGUUUGUGGUGGCGAGUUAAUGGUUGUAGAAUGAGAACAUGGCACUAAUGGUGGAUCAAAGAUCAUCAAUGUAGCACCUGUCUAUAAGUAUUGAAUUUCUUUGAAAUAUUUCUGAUUUUGAAAACCUGGUAUAAAUAAAAUUAAUUUAAAUGUC